Penicillium paradoxum is the source of this 1158-nucleotide messenger RNA. RefSeq lists its product as uncharacterized. The transcript is spliced from 4 exons. The coding region runs from base 1 to 1158 and encodes 385 amino acids. Lineage: Eukaryota; Fungi; Ascomycota; Eurotiomycetes; Eurotiales; Aspergillaceae. The record is from RefSeq and is a predicted model, not a curated record.
AUGUCACAGCCUUUCCACAUCGGAGUCCUUCUCGCAGGAACCGUCCAACUCCUCGAUCUAGCAGCCAUCGAUCUCCUCUACAUGACAACCCCAGAAUACCUCCAGGAAUGCUCUCUCCCACAGCCACUUGUUGACAUGGGCCGGCCCUGCGAGAUCCACUACAUCGCCCACCAGGGAAGAGACGCAAUGGUCGGUACAACCGCUCAAAUGAGCCUGCGACUAACCGACUCGCUUGCGGACGAUGCCGUCGCCCCAGGGAAACUAGACGUAGUGGUUAUCCCCGGCCCAUCACCCAAAGAUAUGCCCCCGGCAGAAGAAUACCUUGACUUUGUGCGCAAGCACCACGCAGCAGGCACGUCCAUUCUGAGUAUCUGCACGGGAGCAUAUGUGAUCGGAUACUCGGGAAUCGCAAAUGGUAGGGAAGUCACCGCGCCACGACUGUUGAUACCCGAGAUGAAGAGAAAGUUCCCAGAAGCGAAGUGGGAUGACUCGGUGAGGGUAGCAAGAGAUGGCAAUUUAUGGACCAGUGGUGGUAUUACAAAUGGACACGAUCUCGUUGUCGGGUUUCUGCGAGAACAUUACCCUGCAGCACUCGUGAACACCAUCCUUGUCGCAGCAGACAUUCCCUCCCGACCAGUGGCGUACAGUGGUUCCGCGACUAGCGAGACAGUCUAUGUACCAAGUACUACAAAAAUGCCCAUCAAACUCUUCAUCCUCGUCUUCGUUGCCUCACCCCUCGACUACGCCCGCUACCGACACACAGCAUUAUACCUUGAAUUUAGCGACCCACAACCAACACAGACAGAGCUACCGAUCAAAUCAUCUUUCGCAGAGGUAGUCGGGUCAACCGGCUACUACAGUUUCUCAGAACGAGUGAAUUGGGAGAUCCCUAGUUCCUCCACAGACUUGGCACGUACAAUCCCCGUGGCCACACUCUCAUCCUCAACACCUAUCUCACAUCUACGAGAGACGAUAUCCAGGACUCCAAUCCCGGAAGUCCCAGCAGGGGAAGAAGACUGGAACAGCCAGAACUGGGUGUGGGAUACGCUAGAGCGACUUGUCGUUGCGGGGUAUAUAGACGCUGAGACGAAGGAUCGCGGGUUAGAGGAGAUGGUUGAAGUUGUUUUAGAGGCUGGGGAUGAGGAGAUUCCAGUGUGA